AUGAACAACAAUAAUGUUACGGAAGCAACGUCAAGGGCACAGAUACGGCCUUAUUAUGAUCCCGAUUCUUUCAAUGCUGGGUAUAGCGCUGUUUUCAAGCCCGAUGAGGGUGUAGUAGAUCCGCACGGAUACACAAUUGCUUCUAAGCUAAACGUUAUCAACUCAUCUCCAACUACAAAGAGAAUGGCUAAUGCAUUGUUUAAAAGCUCCCCAAUGAAGAAAUUGUCAAAUUCAGUUAACGAUGGAUUGUCACUGGAGGGAAGUAAUGGCGAAAUAACUGGCCUGAAUAAUUUUGAAUGGGCGGAAUUGGUUAACAUCCAGAAAUGGCGAAAAAUAUUUGAACAACUGCUGGAUAUGUUUUUCAGAAAGUAUUUUCAAUUGCUCAUUCAACAGCCCUUUGAUGUAGCAAGACUACUUAUCCAAGUAGGUGAGUUUAAAAUCUUCAAAACUACAGUUGACACGAAUAAACCUCAAGCACCAAUAAUUUUGCGGGAUGAAGAAGGAGAUGGCGCUGCGAGAGAAGGAGAAGAAGAUGCUUACGAUGAGGAGGAGAUAGAUUUCUUUCCCAUAGAAAGGAAGAUCGCCGAGGCAAACUCUACUGCGCCUAUUAUGGCCGAAGAAACUGAUCAUUCACAUCAUGAACCUACUGAUAUAUCCUUGACUAUUGCACCACAGUCCCUACAUACAAUUGACGUAAUCAACGCCCUAUUUGAUCAGGAGGGUAUUCGUGGUCUAUGGAAGGCCAACAACACGACUUUUAUUUACAACUUUCUUUCCCUAAGCAUAGAUACUUGGUUCACAGGAUUACUCUCGUCUUUUUUGGGUGUCCCUGACCCAUAUUUUAUGGAGGUCAUCAACUCUCCUGAUAUUUCUAAGUCCUUCAUUUUAGCCUUAGGCGCGGGAGUAUUUACCAGUAUUAUAUUAUUACCUGUGGACCUGAUAAGAACUAGAUUGAUAGUUACAUCAUUCAAAAAAAAGAAGAAUGUCAAGACAGAUGGAAAGAAUAUGGUUACUAAUACUAGAAGCUUGAGGCAGUUAAUCAGAUGCUGGUCAUGGCGUAAAAACGGAGUUUCCAUUCCAUUAGAUAUGUGGUCCCUAACUAUUCUUCAAUCUAUCAAUAAUAGCUUUUUCAACAAAUUGUUUGAUUUAGUCAUCUACAACCAAUUCCAUAUCGAAAAAUACUCUCAAACCGUCAUGUACAAUACUAUGAAGUUUUUUUCUAAAUCACUUGAACUAUUUAUCAAGUUACCAUUGGAAAACCUGUUACGUCGUUGUCAACUAAACUACUUGUUGAACGAUCAGCGGUUAUCAUUUAAAGUAGAUUCCACUGAAUUGAUAGUAAAGCCAAAAAAAUACAAUGGCAUAUGGGAUGUGAUAAGAAACAAUUCUAAUACAAAUAGAGGCCAACUUUGGAACGGUUGGAAAGUUGGCGUUAUUAGUUUAAUUUGCGGAUAUGGGUUACAAAUGAUGAAUAAAGUUGAUAUCAACAUGGAACAAGAGAAGUUCUGA
Messenger RNA from Saccharomyces cerevisiae S288C, 1509 nucleotides. It is a transcript of the gene UGO1, whose product is annotated as mitofusin complex protein UGO1. The transcript has a single exon. Bases 1 to 1509 code for a protein of 502 amino acids. The record is from RefSeq and is marked reviewed. Gene Ontology annotation, biological process: transmembrane transport. Gene Ontology annotation, cellular component: mitochondrial outer membrane. Lineage: Eukaryota; Fungi; Ascomycota; Saccharomycetes; Saccharomycetales; Saccharomycetaceae.